This is a messenger RNA of Carassius gibelio (silver crucian carp), 4035 nucleotides long. Its product is annotated as calcium-binding mitochondrial carrier protein SCaMC-3-like. Gene Ontology annotation, biological process: transmembrane transport. NCBI's taxonomy places the organism in Eukaryota, Metazoa, Chordata, Actinopteri, Cypriniformes, Cyprinidae. Bases 724 to 2169 code for a protein of 481 amino acids. The record is from RefSeq and is a predicted model, not a curated record. Gene Ontology annotation, molecular function: ATP transmembrane transporter activity; calcium ion binding. The transcript is spliced from 10 exons.
GAAGCGACUUUCCUUGAGAAAAGCCUAUCAUUCGGUAAAUCCAGAUAGCCUGUUGUAAUAAUCUGGUUUUAAAUAUAACAAACAUCUAAACUAACCGUUCGCUAAAUGUGCGAGGGGUUCAAGACGAACCCAUACAGAGUGACAACACCGCUCGUGAAUAUUCAAUCCGUGACACGAUGUCGCUCCUCGGGGCGCUUUAAUAGAGUUGGGACACCCAGCCCUUCCCUGAAGACCUGUGCAUAAAAUGAGCAAAACACGCUACUCGUAAGCCUAGUGCGAGCGACAGCUGCGCGUGUGGAUGCGGAGAUCUCCGUCGCGCUGCGAUGCGGUAACCGGUGCGGCGGCGCGUGCCCUGUGUGUGAUCCGAGCCGAGAACAGGACAGUGAGCUGAUGGAGCUGGGGUUGAGAGAACCGGUGGAACAGACGCGGGGAUUAUCCUUCUAGCCGGAGGGGCAGAGGUUUAAUACUUCCCGGAUUAAGUCUGUCGUGAUCGGCACGCGCUUCAGUGCAGCAGCGCCGGUGACUGCGGCGGGACUCCGACAGGUGAACGAGGAUAUAGAUCUAGACCUAGCCGCUUCUUAUUUAACCCAAUCCAUAAAUCCUCAAAGUGGUCUUUACUGAUGAGGUAGCUAGUUUACCUGUAUUUUGGGAGACAGGAUGCAGUUCUUCUACCUCUGACUCUCGAGGACAGAUCUGCCCCGUGUUCACCGAGGACUGUUUCAUAUGGGCGAAGCGAGGAGGCGCUUUCCUUCGUGUAGGACACGGGCUCGCUGUCAAGAUAACGGGGGGUCCGAUCCAGAGCGGGAGAAGCGAUGGGCCGAGCUGUUCGAUCAGCUGGAUCUAAAUAAAGACGGGAGGAUCGAUGUGACCGAGCUGCGCACCGGACUGACCGCCUGGGGGGUCGUGCGCACCGAGGUGGACGAGAUUGUACGUGUGAGUGACACCAAUCAUGACGGCCAGCUGGACUUUGAGGAGUUCACACAGUAUCUGCGCACGCACGAGAAAGAGCUCAGACUCAUGUUCCGCAGCCUGGACCGCAACAACGACGGUCACAUAGAUGUUGGAGAAAUUCAGCUCUCCUUGCGCAGCCUUGGAGUGAAUGUAUCCACAGAGCAAGCCUCCAGAAUCCUGCAGAGCAUAGACAGAGAUGGCACGAUGACCAUUGACUGGAACGAGUGGCGGGACCACUUCCUGUUUAACCCCUUGCACAACAUGGAGGACAUCGCGCACUACUGGAAACACUCUCUGAUGUUGGACAUCGGGGAGCAGCUGACGGUGCCGGAUGAGUUCUCAGAGAAAGAGCGGCGUUCAGGUGUGGUGUGGAGACAGCUCGUGGCCGGGGCGAUGGCAGGAGCCGUAUCACGAACGGGAACUGCUCCUCUCGACCGUCUUAAAGUUAUCCUUCAGGUCCAUGGCUCGAGUGGUAUGGGUUUGUUUGGUGGCUUGCGGGGAAUGGUGCAGGAAGGAGGACUGAGGUCUCUUUGGAGAGGCAACGGCAUCAAUGUCCUCAAGAUUGCACCGGAGUCAGCUAUCAAAUUCAUGGCUUAUGAGCAGAUCAAAUGGCUGAUCAGAGGCAGUAAGGACGGUGGCUCUCUCAGAGUUCAGGAACGCUUCAUUGCCGGAUCACUGGCAGGAGCUACAGCUCAGACUAUCAUCUACCCCAUGGAGGUGUUGAAGACGCGUCUCACGCUGCGGAAGACAGGACAAUAUUCUGGCGUGGCAGACUGUGCCAAACAGAUACUGCGUAAAGAAGGAGUGCGCACGUUCUACAAAGGCUAUGUGCCCAACACACUUGGCAUCAUCCCGUAUGCUGGCAUUGAUCUGGCUGUGUAUGAGACUCUUAAGAACGCCUGGCUCCAGCGGUACUGCAUGGGCUCGGCUGAUCCUGGCGUCCUGGUGCUUCUUGGAUGUGGCACGGUGUCCAGCACAUGUGGGCAGCUGGCUAGUUACCCGCUGGCUUUGAUCCGCACACGCAUGCAGGCUCAGGCCUCAGCAGAUGGCACUCCUCAGCUGUCAAUGGUUGGCCAGUUCAAGCACAUCAUGUCCCAUGAAGGCGUUCCCGGACUUUACCGUGGCAUUGCCCCCAAUUUCCUCAAAGUCAUUCCUGCUGUUAGCAUAUCUUACGUGGUUUAUGAGCAUAUGAAGAAAGCACUGGGAGUGGGAUCUUAAACUAAGACAGAAUCAGAGUGAAAAAGCAAGAGGGAACCUGUAUUAAAAAGAGGACGAUGAAACUUCUGAACCUCGUAAAAAGAGUCUUAGGGAGGCACAGAGGACCCCUAGAGAACAGAAUAAAGAAGACAUAGUCAAUGAAUGACCUAAAAACCUCUACAUUGUACGCAAUCACAUUCCCAUGGCAAUUUAUUCUUUAAUAGGAUGGAAAGAUCAUUUUGGGCCUAGGUUGUGUUCUGGCAGCUUGGAGAUCUCCGGUUUACUGCAUUACAUCUAUUUACCCCCUUACGAAAGGAAAAUAUAUUUUCCAAUAUAUUUCUUAAAAUAUAUUGUGAUAUAUUGUAAUAUAUUAUUUUCCCUUUUUAUUUUCUAAUAUUUUAUAUAUUUGAAUACAUUUAAUAAUAUAUUGAUGAUACAUAUAUAAUAUAUAAUAUAAUAUAUUGCAAAAUAUACAAAUGAUUGCCGCUUUCAAUAUAUUGCAAUAUAUUGGAAAAAUAAAUAUAUAUAAGAAUAUAUGCCUAAUAUAUUACACAAUAUUUUCCAAUAUAAUGCAAUAUAUUUUUGUUUCAUAAGGGCCUGCAGUUUCACAUAAACAACUUCUUAUCUGCAAAAGUUUUACAAGGAAUGAAAUGUUAUUUCUGUGGUGAUAAAUGUGGGGUAAUUGUGUAAAGAAAUCUCUAAAGGCAGGGAGUGAUGGUUACAUGUUUGUAUUUGUAGGAGGAUUAACAAAGGUUUUUUUUUCUUGUCUUUUUUUAAUGAAAACCAAAGUUUCCCUCCUAAAACUGACCAAAAUGUUGAAGAAAGUGUGUUAAUGUACAGAUGGGGAUGGGAUAUUUGGAAUAGCCUCUUCUGACUGAUGUUUCAUAACAUUUCAGAGUGAUUUACAAAGCAUGUUUCAGCAGGGAUUUACACUGUUGUACAGCUCAUAUAUUUUUGUAAAGGUCAGUGAGAGGUAAGCAUGUUAUUUGCUACAAUUUAUUGAUCAAAGGAUUUGCACUCUUCAAGUGAUUGUUGAAUUCAUAUCUUAAACUGACUUGUGAUGCUAUUUUAUGACAUCUCUGCUGCUUUGCUACUUAAUUACAAAUCUUAGGAUAUUUCAGUCUUCAUUGUUAAAGUGUAGAGUGAAAUACUGGAUUAAGUGUUAAACUGAAGUAAAUGGUAAAAAUAACUGCCUUGAACAACUUGCAAAUGGGUAUUAGAUCAAAAGUUUAUUAUAUUGAAUUCGGAUACUUUGUGUUUAUUAAGGAAUGUGCUGUGGUGAAUGCUAAAAUGUGUCUGAAAGUGAUUUCUGAAUCUAUACAAAGGGCUUUUGAGCCACAGGUAGUGCAUGAGGUCAGUGACUGAAGUGCUUUCGCAAUUUGCAUGUUUUAUGUGUUUCGUAAACUCUAAUCUAUAUAAGAAAUAUGCAAAGCAUGGUUAUAUUUAAAGCUGACAAGAAUUGUGUUUGUAACAUAAAUCAUGACUGAUGUUACCUGCCUCUGUUAGAAACAAAUUAUACUUUUCUUUUCUUUUUUUCAAGUAAUUGAACUGGUUAGUUGCAUCUAAUGCAGACUACGUUGGCACUAAAUAUAAAAAUGCCUGCCUUUAAUUUUGAAUAUGAAAUAUGAUUUUAGGUAUAAAUACUGUUUGAAUGUAGUUUUUUGAGAUAUGCAUUUAUCUUAGACAAAUAAUUACCUCUGAAGGUUGUAUUUUGGAACAGCAUUUACUUUUUUUUUUUUUCUUUUUGCUUGAAUGCAUUGCAUUGAGAGUAGUGUGCCUUGACAUGCUGUAUUCACUUUAUAAGAUGUGCAUGCUGUUUUUAUUGAGGCAAUGCUUGCUUUAAGUAUAACAGAGAAUAAAUAAAUUUAAGGUAAUUUAUGAUAAAAA